ACCAGACUCGACACCACGGCCCGCCAUCAACAGGCUUCUUUGAAUGCCGAUCAUGCUCAGAACCAUGUAUAAGCCAGGCUCUCUCAUUCGAUCCCGUUCAGCAAAAUUUGCGCACUAAAAGCAACACCUCUUAAAUCCCGACAAAUGCUGUCGGGAAUCAUCUCUCCGUCACAACUGCGAGCCUUGUAGCGCUUUUGACAAGCGCUCUGUAACCUCCAUCAUGGACAGCCUGGUCGCCGCAUCCGGCUACAAGUUCAGUAAGGCCGAUAGGAAGUUGGGCAAAAAGAAGCUGAAAACGCUGUCUGGGAAGGAGAAUGAGACGAAUGGUCUUAAGAAUGGCGUCGCCUCCUCCCAAGCGCCGUCACCUGUUCUGCCGAAAUUCGACGAGGAAACUAUGGCCAACUUUCCGGACGGCAAACAAGAGGCCCUCGAGACUCUGAUAUGCAAGCACUGCAAGAAGGUGGUGCUGAAGCGGACGGCUAAAGAACAUGUCGCAUUGUGUCUCAAAUCCAAACAAGAGAAGGCUCGCAAGAAAAAGGAGGCUCGAGAGGCAGCACAAAGGGCUAAAGAACGAGCUGAAAGAGCAGACGAAGAAGAUGACGAUGACGACGAUAUCAAAGGAGGGAAGAACAACGGCGAAGGAGAUGACAAGAAGAGCAAAAAGCGUAAAGCUGAGGACGACGACGAUAGAGAGCCGAAAAAGAAAAAGACAAAGAAAGAAGAGGCGAAAGCGAAGGCGCCCAAGCCCAAGGGACCAGUCGAUGUCGAGAAGCAGUGCGGUGUUACUCUGCCAAACGGUGCCCAGUGUGCCAGGAGUUUGACUUGCAAGUCUCAUAGCAUGGGAGCCAAACGUGCGGUGCCUGGCAGAAGUUUGCCUUAUGAUAUGUUGCUUGCGGCAUAUCAGAAGAAGAACCAAGCACGACAGCAAAAAGCGGCGAUCGACGCCAACGCCCCGGCUCUUCUGGAAGAGGAUCUCGAUCCAACACUAGCAGGACCUGUCGAUUCUGAUGAAGAACGCGAUGCCGUUAUGUCGGCCAUAGCGAGAAGUCUAGCCAGCCCUCAGCCGCUUGUCACCGCACCCUUAGUCCCCAGGAGACGCAAUUAUCAGCUCAUUCGCCUCAGAGAGACGCUGUCCAACGCCAUGAGCGGCAAUAGAGGUGCAGGAUUGUUCAGCGUACCGGCCGACGCUGGUCGCAGUGCGGUUCCUCCAUCUGCAACCCAUGAUGCUUUCUCGCAAGCCAUAUCUGCUUCACCAGCGCCGACAGGCGUUGGCAUGGCUCAACCAGGCAUGAGAGCACAUUCCAGAAAGACAUCCAUUGACGUAUCCUAGGAGGACGUCUCCGAUACGGACAGCAAGGCCGAAGAAGACGUGCCGGAAACAGAGCAGGACGAACCUGCAGAUGUUGUUGGCCCGCUCAAGUACGAAUUUUCAACAACACCCAAGUAUAAAGGCGCCGAUAGCGAGUACCAGGACGAGACUCCAGUUCUCACGCCUGACGAAGAUGACAGCCAGAACGAGGGUCGAUCUUCAACAGUCACUGCUGAAGACAAUGAUAGCCUGCUGGGAGACUCUGGCAAGUCGGAAGUUGUGACCGAUAGCGAUGAUGUCGUUGUUCCUGGUCGAGGCAAGACCAUAGCGCGUACUCCUAUUCGUUCGGAAGUCCGUCCACCUACCCGUCGGUCACAACGUUCCCGACGUUUCAAUCCGCGCUUUAGCUGAAGUGAGUGAGCCUUCUCGGUCACAGACUAGCAAAGCUUGCGAUUCUUGUCUUGCGAUUCUUGUCAGCGACCCUGCGCACGCCAGUGCUUCGAAGCACCUCAUUUCGAUCGAUGUCCAACACAUCCUCCACCAAUUGGUUAUGGCUUGACGACCUCAAACGCAUUUCUUAAAGCAAAUGCUAGCAUUCGUCCCGCCGAAACCAAAACUAUUGGUAAGCGCCACUUGCACCUUUGCCUGUUGCGCAGUAUUUGCAACGUAGUUGCAAUCGAAGCCCUCACCACGCGAAAACAGAUUGGUCGUGGGAGGCAACAUGUUCUGGGGGAAAGUCAGUCUGGGAAAAGAGAGGCAGACAUCCUAUGGCAACCCCUACCUCGUUUAUCGUUAGGAUAGUGAAAAGAGCCUCGACAGCUCCCGCAGCACCUAGUAGAUGGCCAAUGGCGCCUUUGGUGCUGCUAACAUUGAUCUCAGAAGCUUUUUGUCUUCCG
Messenger RNA from Exophiala xenobiotica, 2205 nucleotides. RefSeq lists its product as uncharacterized. The record is from RefSeq and is a predicted model, not a curated record. Lineage: Eukaryota; Fungi; Ascomycota; Eurotiomycetes; Chaetothyriales; Herpotrichiellaceae. Gene Ontology annotation, cellular component: SAGA complex. Gene Ontology annotation, biological process: regulatory ncRNA-mediated heterochromatin formation; regulation of transcription by RNA polymerase II; RITS complex assembly. Bases 221 to 1330 code for a protein of 369 amino acids. The transcript is spliced from 3 exons.